AUGAGAACAGCAGAGGAUUCGUCUGGAACAGUUCUUCAUCGUCUUAUCCAGGAGCAGCUGAGAUAUGGAAAUUUGAGUGAAAAUCGUACCUUGUUAGCAAUUCAGCAACAGGCCUUACGGGCUGGAGGGGGCAGCGGAAGCCCCAGAUCAUCCCUGGAAAGCCUUGAACAGGAGGAGAUGCAGGGUAGCCCUUCUACAAGACAGGAGCCUCAAGGGCAGGAACACCAUUGUGACCAUAUUUACCUGGAGAAUCCUAUGUAUAAAGCUCAUGAGUACCACCAUAAAGGUGAGGAGCUUCCAACCUAUGAAGAAGCCAAAGCUGCCUUGUCUCAAUACUAUGCAGCUCAAAAUAUCCAGAAGGUAGAACAUGCUCCUCUACGCCAAGAUCAGUCACUCAUGGAGCUGAAGCAUGGCCAUGUUAGGUCUUUGAGUGAAAGGUUGUUGCAAAUGUCUCUAGAACGCAAUGGUGCUAAACCGCAAAACCUUAUGACAUCCUCUCAUAGCUUUCCCCAGCUUCCAAGGCAGUACCAGCUUUCAGUAGCUCGUGGACAACAGGAAGAAGGAAUGCAGUAUAGGAAUGCUCCUCCUGAUUACCCAAGUUACAACCAACCUGACCCUAAUCUCAGUGGUUAUGUUUCAGAGCAGAGACGCUAUUCAGGAGACCUCCCUCUGUACCAUCAGCAUGAAAUCAGGCCGAUGCCAGAUCCAAAUCUACACUAUGGGCAGAUGGCACCUUUUAAUGCAGCAGGUACACACAUGGCACGAAUGGAUGCUCUACUGCGAGAGAAUGAAAAGUUACGCCGGGAGCUUGAGAGUUACAGCGAGAAAGCAGUGAGGAUCCAGAAGCUGGAAACUGAAAUUCAGCGAAUUUCUGAAGCUUAUGAAAAUCUCAUGAAAGCUUCCUCGAAGCGGGAGUCCCUUGAGAAUGCCAUGAGGACCAAGAUGGAAGGAGAGAUGAGGCGCAUGCAGGACUUCAACCGUGACCUAAGAGAACGGCUGGAAACUGCAAACAGACAGUUAGCUGCCCGGAAUGUGGAGCAGAGGGAAGACAGUCAAGGAACAGUGUCCAAACUGCUUGCUCAGUGCCGUGAACAGCAGCUAGAGAAAGAGAAGCUAGAGAGAGAGAUUUUCCUCUUGCGAAGUGCCAAUGAUGACCAGCGCCGAAGGGCAGAGCUUCUGGAAAAGGCUUUGAGUAAUGCCCAGUCCACAGCCGCUCGCACUGAGGAUGAGCUGCGCAAGAAGAGGGCGUAUGUGGAAAAAGUGGAAAGACUACAGCAGGCAUUAAGCCAGCUUCAGGCUGCCUGCGAAAAGAGGGAACAGCUGGAAUUGCGCCUGCGGACGAGAUUGGAGCAGGAGUUGAAAAACCUAAGGGCUCAGCAGAGACAACCAGUGUCACAAAAUGGAAGCCAUUCUCCGGAAGUCUCUGUCCAGGUUCUUUCUGAGCAACUGAGGGAGAAGGAAGAAAGGAUAUUGGCUUUGGAGGCUGACAUGACCAAGUGGGAACAGAAGUAUUUGGAAGAACGCACUAUGCGCCAAUUUGCCAUGGAUGCUGCAGCCACUGCAGCAGCUCAGAGAGACACUACCAUUAUCAACCACUCACCUCGCCAUUCGCCAAACAAUAGCUUCAAUGAGGACCUGUUAAUAGUCAGCCACAGGCACCAAGAAAUGGAGAACAGAAUCAAAGCUCUACAUGCACAGAUACUGGAGAAGGAUGCAGUCAUUAAAGUCUUACAGCAACGUAAACCUCACCAGGGCCCCCUGCGACCUGCUAAGUCAGUGCCUUCCAUAUUCACUCCAUCUGUGCCAAGCCCAAACUUAGCAGCUGUUGAAAGACAAGUGAACAAUACAUCACAAGGAGUACCAGUAUGUAAAUCACCAUCUGCCAACAUGACCACCAUGCCUGUUCACGCCAAACAUGGCAGCAAAGAUGGUAGCACUCAGACAGAGUAUUCAACAGACCCAAUAAGUGUGACAGACUGUAUUCUGGACAGGAAUACCUCGUCUUCACUAGAAACAGUGUCCUCCACUAAAAGCUCCAAUGUUUCUGAAAUGGUUGAGAUCCUUAUCUGA
Molecule: messenger RNA, 2070 nt
Organism: Staurois parvus
Lineage: Eukaryota; Metazoa; Chordata; Amphibia; Anura; Ranidae
Source: the annotation of a GenBank genome assembly